Molecule: messenger RNA, 327 nt
Organism: Trichophyton benhamiae CBS 112371
Lineage: Eukaryota; Fungi; Ascomycota; Eurotiomycetes; Onygenales; Arthrodermataceae
Exons: 2
Coding region: 1-327 (108 amino acids)
Source: RefSeq, a predicted model, not a curated record
AUGUACUCCUCAUUCUAUCUUCCUCUACCUUCAUCAAGAAAACAUAACAAGUCACUAUGGCCGGUACCAUGUCUCUACCAAAUCUACUACUGCCAGGGACAAAAAGUCAAACCCCGUGGUGCAACCAUCAACGUCUUCCGACAGAGUGCUAAUGUUCAUUUCUUCUUCAGCAAGGAGAAGGCAGACAGUCUCCAACGGUCCAUGUUGACUGGCUAUAUCUAUGAAACUCGCUCCAGCGAGCUUCCCAUCUCCGAACGGCUGCACCAAAGGGCAAACACUGCCGCAUCCCCGAAGACUACGGACGGCCUGCUCUGGCUCGACAUCUAG